This is a messenger RNA of Temnothorax curvispinosus, 2182 nucleotides long. RefSeq names its product mitotic spindle assembly checkpoint protein MAD1 (gene Mad1). The record is from RefSeq and is a predicted model, not a curated record. Gene Ontology annotation, cellular component: kinetochore; mitotic spindle; nuclear envelope. Bases 149 to 2182 code for a protein of 677 amino acids. The transcript has 7 exons. Gene Ontology annotation, biological process: attachment of mitotic spindle microtubules to kinetochore; mitotic spindle assembly checkpoint signaling. NCBI's taxonomy places the organism in Eukaryota, Metazoa, Arthropoda, Insecta, Hymenoptera, Formicidae.
AUGUUGUCCAGUGUUGUUAAUGCCGCCCGGCGUUGUCCAGUUGUUGCAUUUCGUUUCCUGUAAGAAUUAUAACAGGAAAGGAGAAGAUAAAUGUAAGGAAAACCGAAGAGACGAGUGAAUAAAAUAAUUAGAAACUAACUACUGAAAGAUGAGUGAUCAGGAUCCAACGAGUAUCAUUAAUAUGAUAAAAGAUUUACGUUCUGGAGCUGAAUCUUACCGUAGAAGUGCCGGAGUACCAGUGCGCUACUCGGGAACUGGUUACAUAUCGAAAUUCAAUGAUAGUUCAGACGACGGUAUUACCUCACCCAAACGGCCAAGAAUAGAUGAAUCCGAUACAUCUAUAAGCAAUAAGACUCAAUCCGACUCUGUUCCGGGUAGUCCUUGGGAAUGGCGACGUAUGAAAGGAGAGGUUAUAUCAUUAAAGAACAGGCUGACGCAUCAAGAGGCAGCUGUGCAACAGCUACACAAUAUACGCAGACAGAUGGAAGAAAUCUUCGAGAAGGAGAAAGGUCUCUUGCAAAUUCAGGCGGAGCAGGAUAAGCAAACUAUUCAACAGCUGGAAGUCCGACUUGAUGUUGCACGCCGGACAAUCCAGGAUGUGAAAGAGACACAUGAUACUGUGGAGAAAGAGUGGUCCCAAGUAAGAAACAAUUUAGAAAGGAAAAUAGCAUCGUUAUUAAACGAAAAUGCAAAAUUAUCCGAGGAUUUAAGAAGUGCUUCUGUGAACGAAAAGUCACCUCCUCCUAAGGAUAUCAACGAGUCAAGUGAAUUGCAAAUGAAACUGGAAACUGCAGAAGCUAGAGCAGCAAUGCUGGAGGAGAGGGUGAAGGACUAUCAUAAGGUGCAACAGGACUAUGAAUUGCAGAACGUGGAACUACAGAAUAUGAAAAUGAAGGUAGAAAAGCUCGAGUCGGAGAGAGCUCUGUGGGAAGAGGGUAAGCUAAUGGCAGGAAGAGCCGCGAGAGCGAACGACCUCGAGAAAGAAUUGAAUGCGGCGAAAAAGACAAUUUUAGUGCUAAAGGAGUCGGUUAAGGAGAAAUUACUUUUAGAAGAACAAAUGGCCAACAUGACGAAAAGGCUAGAGCAUACUGAAAAAGUCGAGUACCAAGUGGCAGUGUUAGAGGCAAAGCGAUCUGAGCUUGCGCUUCGCUUACAGGAGUAUGAAAUGAUUGGCAUUACUGGCGGACCGGCGGCAAUGAAGCGAGAGCUGAACAGACUUCAGCAAGCUGAGGUGGACCUAAGAGCGGAGGAGGGCCAGCUCAGAUCAAAAUUGGACGCAGUUCUGCGAGAAUCGCAGAACCUGUCCAAGAGCUACGAGGAUGCAAAGAAGCUGGCUGCUGAUGUGACGUUGUCGAAAGAGAAACUGAGCAAGCUCGUGAACAGACUCCAGAAGAAGAUGAUCCUUGUUACCAGAGAGAGGGAUAGUUACAGGCAGCAAUUAGAUUUAUACGAGAAGGAGAUAACGGUGGACGGCAACAAUGCGAUGAUUGAAAGAAUACCGGCUUUGGAGCGCGUUAUAGACGGAUAUAGGGACUUAGUCAGCAAAUUGGAGGCAGAUCUUCAAGCGGUUGAAACCGGCACUCAGAAGAAUGAAUGCAAUAAAUUGAGGGCAGAGAUUGAGCAAUUGAGAGGCGAGCUUGAACAUCGCGCGUUGAAGGGCGACUUCAACUGCAACGCCCGAGUUUUGCACUUCACGAUGAAUCCCGCAGCGGUAGCGGAGAAGCAAGCCGAGGAAAAACAAGCGGCUCUGUUACGAGAAGUGGAGGAGCUUCGUGCCAAGGUGGCGUCGGGAAAUUAUGGCGCGACCGUUUCAUCGUUGCAGAUGCAAGAAAUCGCGGAGCUGAAGCAAACGCAUGAAAUAAAGAUAGCGCGUUUGAAGGAGGCUUUCAAGGCAUCCUCGCAGGAGUACCGCCAGGCGUGCUACCAGCUGUUUGGUUGGAGAGUAGACCGAACCAAAGAAGGCUGUUACAAGCUAUCGAGUCAAUACGCAGAGUCACCAGAUGAUUUCCUAUUUUUCCACGUAGGUGAAGAGGGUGUAGAUAUGUUGGAGACCGAAUUUUCUGCGAAUCUGGGAAGUUUGAUCGAGCAAUACUUGCAAAGACAGCAUAGUGUCCCCAUGUUUCUUAAUGCCGUACAAUCUGAUUUAUUCAGUCAGCAAACAGUAACAAAUGUCAUGACAUAA